AUGGCACCAUCAUCCUACCCCAUGGACGACCUACCCGCAGGCCCAGCUCCCUCUCAGAGCCCACAUGAAAACCAACCCCCAAACCCCCACAAAACCGACCUCAACACCCCCAUAGCCGAACUAUACUCCUGCUCCGGCCACCGGCACCCAGACUACCCACACACCCUGCGAGAAUACUACCUCCUCACCUCCCAAAAGCUCGACAGCCUAGUCUACUUCUACCACCAAGUCCACCCGCCAACCGAGCAGACAGGACAGUACCCGGUGAUGAUCCGUCCGUGGAUCGGGACAAGAGACGGGCUGCAUCUCGAUGUCGAGAGUAAGCGCGCCAGUUUCGGGACCUUUAUCGGGUUCCCGGAGUACAUUGUUGAUCCUAAGUUUGGGAACCCGUUGAGGUAUAAUGCGCAGCUGGAUGGGCCUGUUGGGGUUAAUGCUGUGGGAGAUGGGGAAGAUGGGGGGUCUGUGAGGGAGAAGAAGGGGUUAUUUUCGUGGCUUGGGUGUUGCUAG
This is a messenger RNA of Penicillium bovifimosum, 507 nucleotides long. RefSeq lists its product as uncharacterized. The coding region runs from base 1 to 507 and encodes 168 amino acids. Lineage: Eukaryota; Fungi; Ascomycota; Eurotiomycetes; Eurotiales; Aspergillaceae. The record is from RefSeq and is a predicted model, not a curated record. The transcript has a single exon.